Molecule: messenger RNA, 720 nt
Organism: Syngnathus acus (greater pipefish)
Lineage: Eukaryota; Metazoa; Chordata; Actinopteri; Syngnathiformes; Syngnathidae
Product: osteocalcin-like
Exons: 4
Coding region: 104-643 (179 amino acids)
Biological process (GO): response to vitamin K; bone development; regulation of cellular response to insulin stimulus
Cellular component (GO): extracellular region
Molecular function (GO): hydroxyapatite binding; calcium ion binding; structural constituent of bone
Source: RefSeq, a predicted model, not a curated record
GAGAGCGCCACGUCUAUAAAUUCGAGUUGUUGGUCUAUACAUUUGCAGAUAGAAGAACAGAGCCAUUCCCAUCUUCAAGCCUUAUCAUUGCCUGACACUCAAGAUGAAGACUUUGGCCAUCCUGGUUUUUGCCUCCUUGGCUCUUGCCUGUCUGUCAUCAGACUCCAUGGAUUCCAAUGGUGAUGACCGCGACGACGACCGUCGCGACGGUGACCACCGCCGUAAUUACAACGUCCGCUACGACAACGGACACGACAACGGACGCGACAACGGACGCGACAACGGACGCUACGACAACGGUCGCUACAACAACGGAGGCGACAACGGACGCGACAACGGACGCGACAACGGACGCGACAACGGACGCGACAACGGACGCUACGACAACGGACGUGACAACGGACGCUACGAUAACGGCGACCGUAAUGGCUACAACGGUGACAAUUAUCGCCAUCAUGUUUUCAUGGACAGGUCACAGGCCGCUGCUGUGGUGCCACCCAGAAGACCAACUGUGGAGCUGUCCCUGACCCAGGUUGAGAGCCUGAGAGAAGUCUGCGAGAGCAACGUGUCUUGCGACCAAAUGAUGGAUACCGAUGGAGUCGUCGCUGCCUACAACGCUUACUACGGACCAAUCCCUUAUUAGAUGUCUUCACAUUGCAUUUUAUUAUCACCCAUGUUAUCCCCCAUUUUCUACCUAAGUAACAUGAGAAAAAAAAGUUC